GGAGGUGGGGGCGGGUCUCCCGGGAACUGCUCCUCCCGCCCGCCGCCGCUUUAAGAGGCUGCUCCGCAGCAGCAAGCGGGGCCGGAGCUGCAGCCGGAGCGAGCGGAACUGAGCCGAGCCCGCAGGUGCACGGCUGAGGGGACAGCAGCGGCAUGACGGGCCACCACGGCUGGGGCUACGGCCAAAACGACGGCCCCUCACAGUGGCACAAACUGUAUCCCAUUGCCCGGGGAGACCGCCAAUCACCAAUCAAUAUUGUAUCCAGCAAGGCACUGUUCUCACCCAGACUGAAGCCACUGAAGCUUUCCUAUGAGGGCUGCACGUCCCUCAGCAUUGCCAACAAUGGCCACUCUGUCCAGGUGGACUUCAAUGACAGCGAUGAUCGGUCUGUGAUGACUGGGGGGCCCCUGGAUGGGCCCUACCGGCUCAAGCAGUUCCAUUUCCACUGGGGCAAGAAGCACAACGUGGGCUCAGAGCACACGGUGGAUGGCAAGUCAUUCCCCAGUGAGCUGCACCUGGUUCACUGGAAUGCCAGGAAGUACAGCACCUUCGGGGAGGCAGCCUCAGCACCUGAUGGCCUGGCUGUGGUUGGUGUCUUCUUGGAGACGGGGGAUGAGCACCCCAGCAUGAACCGUCUGACAGAUGCACUCUACAUGGUUCGGUUUAAGGGCACCAAGGCCCAGUUCUGCCGCUUCAACCCCAUGUGCCUCCUGCCUGCCCUCCGGCACUACUGGACCUACCCGGGCUCUCUGACAACGCCCCCACUGAGCGAAAGCGUCACCUGGAUCGUGCUCCGGGAGCCCAUCAGCAUCUCUGAAAAACAGAUGAGGAUGAUGAGGCUGGGCAAGUGGCAGAGCAGGAUUUGAACCUGUAUCUGUUUGAUAACUCUCCUGCUCUAUGCCAGAGCCACCUGACCCAAGGGAGGGAAGGAUGAGCAUGUUGGUGGCCACGUGGAGGUCACACAACAGGCCUGAUGCUGCUGGUCCUGCCAGGGACCUUGGCCAGCCCCUCUUGGGGAUGGUGGCACCACAGAGGACUUGAGAAAUGGGAGCUGGUUUUAUAAUAAUUAUCCCAAGGCUGCCAAGAAUCCUCACUCCCAAAAUCCUUUCCUUUAAUUCAUUUUUUAAAUUUAAAACUAUUUUAAAACCAAAAAGUAGCCACUUUAUGUUAUACUCACACCCCAAGAUUUGACCCUAUUACAUCUAAAUGGGAUGCACCAGCUCGUGCCCAAAUGCCUCCAGCAAACCUGACCUCAAGAGACCCAGGACUGGAUCCUGAAUCCUCAUCUGAGCCAAGACUGCCUCCUGGAAGUGACGCUGGGCACAUGUGAAGCACUCAAAACAAGACGGGCUCUGCUUGCUUCCCGAGAUCCCAGACAGGCCCUCUCUGGGGAGCCAAUGUGGCUCUGAAAGAGACCUGGGCUGGUGGCCCAGGCCAGUGGUCACAGCAUGCCCAGUCUGUACCCCAAAGAAUCUCCUGGAGGAGCAGGCCCUGGACCCCACAGCGAGUCUCCCCUCUCUGGGGUGGGCCUCUGAUGAUGAGGUGACUGUGUAGACUCAGCCCCCCCAGAGCUUGGCCUGCAGAAGACUUGCUCCCAACCCGAUGGUUACCUCUACAGCUGCCGCUGCUGCAGAGUGCUGAGCAGGGGGCUCCCCUUAUGGCUGGCCAGGGACACCCACCUGCCAAGGCACUCAUCCAUAGAGAGAGUGGUCUGUGGCCUGAGCAAGGGUUGGGGUCAGGGACAGAGAUGGGUCUGAGGUAACGGUUGCAAGAUAACCUAACAAAGUUACUGAAAGAGUUGACACCUGGAAGGGGGCCACACUGACGUCCAAGCUGAUUGGGCCUGUCAGCUACAGCUGGAACUGGCCUGGGGGUGGGGAAGGAGAUCAGAUAACAGUACCUGCCCAGCCUGGACAUCUUGGGGAGACUUCCAUGUCCAUAGAUCAUAGCAUCAACUCUGAACCCACCCUUAAAGGCAAAAAUAUAUUGCUGGUUCAUCAAGAUUCUGAGGGGAGGGCCAGCCGAGUGUCUCAGUUGGUUAAGAGUUGGCUUAAGAGCACGAGCUCUGAGCAAC
Messenger RNA from Hipposideros armiger (great roundleaf bat), 2074 nucleotides. RefSeq names its product carbonic anhydrase 7 (gene CA7). Gene Ontology annotation, biological process: regulation of intracellular pH. Gene Ontology annotation, cellular component: cytoplasm. Gene Ontology annotation, molecular function: zinc ion binding; carbonate dehydratase activity. The transcript has 7 exons. The coding region runs from base 153 to 866 and encodes 237 amino acids. Lineage: Eukaryota; Metazoa; Chordata; Mammalia; Chiroptera; Hipposideridae. The record is from RefSeq and is a predicted model, not a curated record.